AUGGAAAACAAUACUGACAGGAAUAGUUAUUCUGAUAUGGUCCUUAGUAGUACAAUUCUCAACAUUAUUGGGACUGUGAUUGGAGUCAUUGGAAACUCUGCCAUCAUAUUUUUCUACUUCUUUCGGAUUAAGGAGAGAGGCGAGCGAUACUUUAUACCCCUGCUUGGUAUAGUGGAUCUUUUAGGGUGCUUAACCUUCUUUUUUUGUUUCAUCUUUAAUGUUAAAAGCAUUCACCGAAGUGAUGUUUUUUGUAAAGUCUCUUCGUUUCUACAGAUUUGUAUUCCAGGAAUAUCCGCACAUACAAUCCUUGUUAUUUCGAUUCAAAGGUAUUACUUAGUCUGUAAGCCAUUUGGACCGAAAAUGACACGUUUUUGGAAGCGCGUUUUAUUUGGAGUUGCUUGCUUGGUUUCUUUAGUGUAUUCCGCCCCACUGUUGGCUACUGCCGGACUUUUUACAGUAAAUGUUACGUAUAUGAACCGCAGUUUGACAAUGGAAGUGUGCAACUAUUCUGACAAACAGUCAAUUUCAAAGAUUAUGUAUCCUUACCUUUUGUUUCUGAUAAUUGCAGUUAAUCUUAUCAUUACAAUUUGUAUGUAUGUUCCCGUCUUGAAGAAGGUUAAACUCCUAUACAGUUUUAGAACAGACAAAAGUAGUAAAGUAACCUCUGAGACAGAAAUGUCAAAUGUAUCAUGUAAAUUGAAUAUGGAAAUCGAUGACACCGAGAUACCAUGCAACUCAAAUAAACAGAAGGGGACGGCAAUAACAAUUAGAAUACCAAACGUUCAUAAAAACGUAAUGUUUGAAACGUCGGAUGUAUCUGAAGAUCAAGCACACACCAUAGAAGUCCAAAAUGACGUUGAAGACAGUAUAAGAAACAAUGUUGCUGAUACUAUUACAGUUGACGACAUUAGUUCAUCAUUUACAAAAACUGAGAGGAUUGUUCUAUUCUAUUUAGGUAAACUAAUUCUUCUGAAUCACAUCAUCAAUCCUUUCAUUUAUGGAUUUUUUGACACAAAGUUCAAGGAGCAGCUCCGCAAAUUGUGUCAAAGAAAAAAGUAUAAAUUGCAAUCCUAA
Molecule: messenger RNA, 1074 nt
Organism: Magallana angulata
Lineage: Eukaryota; Metazoa; Mollusca; Bivalvia; Ostreida; Ostreidae
Product: trace amine-associated receptor 1-like
Exons: 2
Coding region: 1-1074 (357 amino acids)
Biological process (GO): neuropeptide signaling pathway
Cellular component (GO): membrane
Molecular function (GO): neuropeptide receptor activity
Source: RefSeq, a predicted model, not a curated record